Molecule: messenger RNA, 4293 nt
Organism: Ilyonectria robusta
Lineage: Eukaryota; Fungi; Ascomycota; Sordariomycetes; Hypocreales; Nectriaceae
Exons: 3
Coding region: 1-4293 (1430 amino acids)
Source: RefSeq, a predicted model, not a curated record
AUGGAAUCCGUGAGGUCGGGGUCUGGCCUUCCGACCAGGCCCAUAGAAGGGACGGCCCGGACCAGAAGAAUGGGGGAUCCUCGAAACACUCUGAGCCCGCCAAGGCCACUGAACCUGACCAGGACAGGAAAGGAAUCCGACAUUCCCAGGACAAUUCCGAAACCCUCGCCCUCAUCUGGAUCACGACCAGCUAGCAGGGUACCACAACCCUCGAGCCGCCGGCCCUCGAUUCCUCAACCUACUACUCGGCCUGCCCUCAACCACCAAGCUCAAUCAUGGGCUUCUUCAAGUACUAUCGGUUCGAGCCGCUCAAGCACCAAGCCUCGCGGUGGAUCCGGGUCAUCCUCUUCCGCGCGAUCCAUCGAUACCACCUCGAAACCCGCCCCGAACGUGCUAAGAAGGAAGAAGUCGUCUCUUUCCAGCGGCAUCGCUAGCCCCAACAACGAAUCACCUCGCACAAGCUCUUCUUCAACCCGGCGAUCACGAGGACCCAUUGACCUCGCUUUCGGCAUCCAUAUGGAUAGGAGCUUGACCCACAGCCCAGCCGAGAUCCAGGUCGCCGAGGUAGUCGAUAUGAACAAGAGUGGGAAGUCACAAGUCAUUUACCCAGAACUUGACCGAUACCGAGACGUCCGACGGCCCUCGAACUCGUCAGAAACCAAUCUUGACGUUCCUUUCCGGAUAGCAACUCAUGACCUACCGCCCCCGACUCCAGCCAGCUUGUUGUUCUCUGGGACAAGCGGAAGCCCUUCCACUAGGUUUUCUGAAUCUCCUGGACCUGGACCCUACAGUCGUGAUACCACUCCUACGUCUAUUGCAUCUCAAUCGCCUUCCUUCGUUACAUCAUUUCGAGUCAACCCAGUCAAGGGACGGCUGAACAGUCCUUCUUACACCAGACCACCGGUCACUCGGAGAAGGGCUGGUAGCAUCCCCAAUGAGGUUGACUCCAUCACUGCUGAUCCUCAUGGCCUGGCCGCGGUCAGGGAGUCGCUAAACUCCUCUUCUUCGAAUUCUACCGUCCGCGAGAGUGACAGAACUAUGAAGAAGGAGAAGGCCAAGCGACUACCACCACCUCCGCCAAGCCCGCCACCCCGGAAGUCCUCCCACCAGUUUUCCCAAGGUCAAAAUGAGUAUUCGCCGAUCAAGACUGUGCGGAAAGUAUCACGACCUGUGAUGAAUUCGCCGUCCCCGGAAAGGAUUAUGCGGCCGAGUCCUGGCCAGACUCAUCUGUCUCCAAAGGCCGGCCCGCCUUCUCGACCGAGCCGAGAUGGAACCCCGGACAUUCAUUCACAACUGUUUGGCCCUGUUCCGAUAAUCCAUAGCAAUCUUUCCACGCAAUCUUUGCCAACAGAGAGACGUGGGACGGCAUCCCGCUCGCGAACCCGCUUGAAUGUGGACCAAACGAAGACAAGCAACACUGAGCUGCCUCGGCUCACACGCACACCAAGUCCCAACGUCGCGACCUCUUUCUCUCGCUUCGCCUUCUUCGGUCGAAAGAAGGCCCCUACUGAUGGAAACCAGACGGAGAAAAAAGAAAAGGAAAAGAAGAAGAUAGUCCGCAAAGGCCCUGUAGCUGGCACAGGACAUGAGGGCUACGGUCGAAUUGGAGGCAUCCGCCGUCGUAGCGGCAGCAUCAGCAACAUCCCUCGGGGCUCUCCAGGAACACAGUCUUCUCAGGACAAUGCCACCAGCAGUGACCCGUUCCUUGCGGAUCGUAUGAAUCCUGUCAUCAUUGCCGGUGGAGCAAUUGUCGAGAACCGGAACGCCAGCUCGGAACUGACUCGAACCGACAGCUACCAGAGCCUCACUCAGGAUCAACCAAAGCAGAGCUCAGACUCACUUUCGGCUCCCCAGCAGGGACCUCGAAACACGUUAUGGCCAUCGCCAAUGUCGCGCACUCCCAACCCUGCCUUUGGGUAUCGUCGGCCGUCUGAUAGCAGCGACUCUGAAGGCGUCACCAUGAAGUCCACUCUGGCCUUCCGAAGGUCUGUUCAGCGACUGCGAUCGUCUCCGGACGAUCCUUUACGGUUGCCGCAGCCUAUCAACACUUCAGAGACCUCCAAUUCGCCUAUGACUAGCUUUGAUAUGAGUGUGAUGUCGGACGAAUCUCAUUUCGAGUUGCAACGAGAGAUCUCUCGUGAUGCGAAGCCAGUUCAGCCAGCGCCUAAGAAACUGACAAAGCGGUCGCGAUCUCCUCGGAAAUGGAACCUGUUCGGUCGGUCGCAGAACAACCAAAACUCCAAGAAGAACGAGCCGGUAGCUGCUACCGUCAAAGUUGUGGAGAAGAAACCUGUUCCCUUCUAUGCCAUGAUGGACUCUUCGGAACAAGAGGAUAGCGAGCCAAUGGAUGUACAAGAGGUAUUGAGGCGCGCGGAGGUCUAUAGGAAGUCGCCGAGUCUCAGCGGUACUCCUGAUAUGACCCAGAGCACCCCAGAGAUCCCGGAAAUCCCGGAGAUUCCACAACCAUCAACUCGCACUCCACCACAGCCUGAGCAACCAAUUCGACGGGAGUCUGGCCGUCGAAGUCGACUACCUCAAGUUGGCAGGAUUCCUAAAGUUGUCAACCGUUCCGACCACCUUUCCCCCAAGAGCUUUUCUCGACCUUUCCGAGCUAGUUUGACGUUGCCUCUUCGAGCCUCGGCAGUGUAUGAUGCUGAGUCUAUUGCAAAGGGCCCCAGCCUUCCCAAGCCUUCAACACCUAUGCCAGAGCUCACCAUGGAAGGGUCGACAAUUGAGAGCGGAACCAACGUUUCGUCUCAUGAUUCGAACUCCGCCGUGUCGCUGGAGCAGAGCCGAGAGAAGGAGUUCAUUGCUUUCUCUCCCCGCAAGGAUUCACAUGGUACCAUUGGCACCUCGAGCUCGAGCUGCUCUGCUGUCCCUUCCUUCUCUGAGGCCACUGCCGUUAUUCCCAACCCCAGUGACCCCCCCGCAGAAGAUGAGGUUUGGGAUGAGUACGAUGACCUGCUUGGCGAGGACCAAGUCAAUGGCCCUAAAUCAGCAUCGUCCUCGAAGGGCACCCCCUUCCACCUGGAGACGUAUCAUUCAAAGUUGGCCAAGGGAAAGCCUAUGGAAUCGCCGACAAUUGUCUUUGACCCCCGCAAAGCCUCUACGCAUUCUAGGGCAACUACUGGUUCAAGCACCUACAGCGGUGACAUGACGGAGAGGAUCCGAGCUGCCUUCCAACCUCACCCAAGCCCGUCCACCCCGUUUUCCGUCUCUGAAUUCGUCGCUGGUUACCGCGGCCGAAACAACAGCGUGGACGUGACCGAAGAAGUCAGCGAGUCACAGCGAAGUAGCCGGUCGUCUCGCAAAGACAGAAAAUCGGACGCCAGCACCUCGUCCGAUGACUCGUCUCCGCUUGCCCAGGUCAACCUCCGUGUCGGCUCCAUGACGGUCAGCAAGUGGCUUACGUUUGGACACGUGCUGUUCAGCGAUGUUAGACAUGAGCUGGUCCCGGUUGAAGGCUCUCUCAAGCGGCAUUCAAUCCUUGUGAUUGAUGGCCUCGGCAAUGAUGACUGGUCAUUCUACGCCGCAGAGACCUACCCGGCCGCGACGUUCUUCAACCUGUCUCCUCGGGCUCCUCUGCCAGCCGAGCUCCAGAAUUCUGCCUCAAGUUUCCCUCUCAGCCCUCCCAACCACCAUCAGAUUCAAUACGUCUCCCACCUCGACAAGUUCCCCUUUGCCCCACAGAGUUUCACCGCAGUCGUAUACCGAUUCCCGGUAGCGGCACCAGAGUCAUACUAUCGCAACAUCCUCACUGAGGCUCGUCGUGUGCUCAAGCCUGGAGGCUACAUUGAGUUGUCGAUUCUCGACGUUGAUCUUAACAACAUGGGUAACCGGGGACGCCGCGUUGUCCGACGCCUCAAGGAGAGGGUUAACGAGAAGACUCCUGACACCAACCUCGCCUCAACCGCUGACCUCAUCGUUCGUCUUCUUGGCAAGGUGGGCUUUUCAACCAUCAAGGCGGCCCGAGUUGGUGUUCCUGCGGCUAGUUCUGUUACUCGCUCGGAUAGUCGCAAGGCCAAGGACCCAGAGGAGAAGAAGAAAGACCAGCCAAGUCUAGCAGAAAUGAUGAGCGACAACGGCCCAUUAGCCGACGAGGGCAUCACUAGGAUGGUCGGCCGGGUCGGUCGAUGGUGGUACACUCGCUGCUACGAGAAUGCGGCAGAGAACCCAUCCGGAAAGAGUAUUUGGGCCGACCGGGCGCUACUCUCGGAGUGCGAGGAGCUUGGAACGAGCUUGAAGUUGACGGUCUGUUGCGCUCGCGCUCCUGACCGCAUCACCAGCUUCUAA